UACAGGAGUGCAAUGCCAGUGUGCAGUCGAUGAAGAGGACGGAGGAACUCAUCCAUCUUAACAAGAAGAUUCAUUUUGAGAGUAAGAUCUUCCCGCUGAUCUCCCAGUCCCGCUGGCUGGUGAGGCACGGGGAGCUGGUGGAGCUGGCACCCCCCACCAUGCCUGCUGUCUCUGCUGCCAAGCCCAAGCUCUCCACCAAAGCCAUCUACUUGCACGUCUUUAAUGACUGCCUACUGCUCUCUCGAAAGAAGGAGAUGGGGAAGUUUGCCGUCUUCCUUUAUGCCAGGAUGCCUGAGAUCCAGGUGAAAGACCUGAGUUCAAAGCUCCAGGGAAUCCCAGGCCAGGUCUUUCUCCUCCAGCUCCUUCAUAGCCACCAGCCCAAGAACCAGCUGCUCCUGAGGGCUCAGACAGAAAGUGAGAAGCAGCGGUGGAUCUCGGCCAUGUGCCCUUCCAGUGCCCAAGAGGACAAGGAGGCCAUCAGCGAGAAUGAAGACCUCCCCCAGGUGCAGUGCAUCAGAGCCUAUAAGGCUCUGGAACCGGACGAGCUGACCCUUGAGAAGGCUGACAUCCUGGCUGUGAGGACCAGGACCGGCGAUGGAUGGCUGGAGGGAAUCCGCUUGGCAGACGGCGAGCGGGGCUGGGUGCCCCAGGCCUACGUGGAUGAGAUCACCAGCCGCAGUGCCCGUCUUCGAAACAUCUGGGAGACCAGAAGGAUCGAGAGUGCCACCAAUAAACUACAGGAGACAGCUGCAUGAUAGACCAGGGAGCGGCCUCUGACUCUGGCCUGAGGUGCCCCACAACCCUCCAUCUCGCCCCCACUGGUCUCUGUGCCCUCAACAGUGCCCUCUGCAGCCUCUACUGGAGUCUCUGAGACAGGGUACCCACCCUGGCACGGAGGAGCCCGCCCCGCUAGGCCAUAUGACGGGGCAGAUGACUUGUGGGUCAAUGUCCCCUAGCUUCGUAGGCCUUAACUUCCUCCAGGAUGCCUGGGGUGGAGGGAGCAAUGAUAACUCUGUCAGCCUCUCCUGGGGUCGGGGAGGGGAGGCUGGAGGCUGGAGCCUGGAGCCUGGAUGGUAGAUCCCUGGGGUUCCCCGGUCCUUAUUUUGCUCCCUUGGGGCAAACUACCCUAGUGACUGACUUGGGGAAAGAUGUGGCUGAAACCUGCUGGACUCCUCUUCCUGGACAACCCAGUAAGAGCUGGGCAUUCUGUAUCAUUAAAUGACCUGCCUUUGUUUA
Messenger RNA from Vombatus ursinus (common wombat), 1236 nucleotides. RefSeq names its product rho guanine nucleotide exchange factor 19-like. The transcript is spliced from 6 exons. NCBI's taxonomy places the organism in Eukaryota, Metazoa, Chordata, Mammalia, Diprotodontia, Vombatidae. Gene Ontology annotation, molecular function: guanyl-nucleotide exchange factor activity; protein binding. Gene Ontology annotation, biological process: activation of GTPase activity; regulation of actin cytoskeleton organization. The record is from RefSeq and is a predicted model, not a curated record. Bases 30 to 755 code for a protein of 241 amino acids.